GUGGGGCAUCAAUGGGACUUCCAUCUUGCUUGACAAGCUUUGUCGCAGACAACAAUGGCCUACAUCAAUUUCAGACUUGGCGAUUCAAGACCGAAGGCGUUCGCAGCCUUUAUUGAAACCCUCCCGAAAUCAGAGACAGGAUGGGAAACCUUAGCUCAUAGUAGAUGUCCUUCCUCCACCAGCACGCUGAUCUUGCUCUCUCCUUUGAAGGGCCCCGAUGAUCCGCUCAAGGCACACCUCAAAAGGGUCAAUGCUCUACCCUCUGGUUCAGCGGUGAAGAGCUAUGCGCAGUUUAUCACUUUCUGCAUUGGCUAUAUCACACUGAAAGAGCGUCGCCUGUCGAACGAUGAGGUGGAUCAAGUACUGCAGUCUGUACUUGGUAAAGACUUGAGUCAGGACCGGCUCCGGAAAAGACGCAAUGGAGCAAAAUUUCUGGCUCACGUAAUUGACAGCCUUCUACCACGCUUCAGGGACCUUGCGCCACUACUUUUUUUCUGUGCGACACCCGCCAUGCCCGAGCCUAACUGGCAGCCCUGAAUCAAGCCGUGCUGACCUUCCGUGCAGGGGAGGACCUUGACGCUGUGAUAGCAUGGCUCGGAGAUAAAGAUGAAUCCGGUCAAGACAUGCUGCUCAAGCACAUCGCCGAACUGAAGCCUCCUCGACACCGCUACGCAUGUCCGUCACUAGACCCUUCGUCUCUGAUUUCGCACAUCACUGGUUGGUCCA
This is a messenger RNA of Microdochium trichocladiopsis, 726 nucleotides long. RefSeq lists its product as uncharacterized. Bases 55 to 537 code for a protein of 160 amino acids. The transcript is spliced from 2 exons. The record is from RefSeq and is a predicted model, not a curated record. Lineage: Eukaryota; Fungi; Ascomycota; Sordariomycetes; Xylariales; Microdochiaceae.